This is a messenger RNA of Eublepharis macularius, 5161 nucleotides long. Its product is annotated as zinc finger protein 420-like. The record is from RefSeq and is a predicted model, not a curated record. Gene Ontology annotation, molecular function: DNA-binding transcription factor activity; RNA polymerase II cis-regulatory region sequence-specific DNA binding. The transcript is spliced from 8 exons. NCBI's taxonomy places the organism in Eukaryota, Metazoa, Chordata, Lepidosauria, Squamata, Eublepharidae. Gene Ontology annotation, biological process: regulation of transcription by RNA polymerase II. Bases 1 to 3738 code for a protein of 1245 amino acids.
AUGGAGUUCGACGCCGAGUCUCCUCUUCCCCCUUUUCUUUGGCCAGAGGGAGACUUUGGCUUUUGCGCGUCUGCUGGAAAGCCUCCACUGGCUAACCCUAAAAGACGGGCUUGGCCGUAUUUUGCUUCUAUAGCUGUAAGUAUUUUCAGGGCAUUCCGUUGCUGCCUCUGGAGUGUGAUUCCAAUGAGCGUCAUCCUCGGGAAGACCUCUGACUUGGCAGCUGGCCUGAAGACCUCCGCAGUGUCCUUUGAGGAGGUGGCCGUGUUCUUCACGGAGGAGGAGUGGGCUCUGCUCAGUCCAGACCAAAGAAAACUCUACUGGGAAGUGAUGCAGGAAAAUUACGAGACUGUAGCUUCCCUUGUAACAGAAGGGAGUGAGAAGGAACCAGGAAGGGUGAUUGUGGAAGGAAACAAAGAUCUGCAUGAGGAUGUGAAAUCUGGGGGUCAAGUGGUACCAAAGAAACCAUGUAGAAGAGAAAGGGAAGCAAAACAGAAGCAGAGGAAGGAAUUGGUUGCCUGUCAGGGCAGGAAUAAGCCUGAGAUCCCAGCCCAAGAUGAAAUACAGAACAGAAAGAAAAAUCAGAAGGGUUCCAUGAUUGAGAAAGAGUUCAGCUUUAAAUUCAGUCUGAAAAUACAACAGAUGAUUACAACAUGCUGGAAAACAUAUAAAUGCUUCCUGUGUGGAAAAAAGUUCCCUUGGAGUGGUGACCUAACUGCUCAUCAAAAAGUGCACAUAGGAGAGAAGCCACAUAAAUGCUUGAAGUGUGGAAAGAGCUUCUCUCGCAAUUCCACCCUUACUGCGCAUCAAAAGGUCCACACAGGGGAGAACCCAUAUAAAUGCUUGGAGUGUGGAAAGAGCUUCUUUGACAAUAGCUGCCUAACUAGACAUCGAAGGAGUCACACAGGGGAGAAGCCAUAUAAAUGCCUGGAAUGUGGAAAGAGCUUCUCUCGCAGUAGCAUCCUAACUGCCCAUCAAAAGGUUCACACAAGGGAAAAUCCAUAUAAAUGCUUCGAGUGUGGGAAGAGCUUCUUUCAAAAUGAUGACUUAAAUGCACAUCAAAGGAUUCACAUAGGGGAGAAGCCAUAUAUAUGCUUGGAGUGUGGAAAGAAUUUCUCUUAUAAUAGCCAGCUAACUGCCCAUCAAAGGAUUCACACAGGGGAGAAGCCAUAUAAAUGCUUGGAGUGUGGAAAGAGUUUCUCUUAUAAUAGCAACCUAACUGCCCAUCAAAGGAUUCACACAGGGGAGAAGCCAUAUAAAUGCUUGGAGUGUGGAAAAAGCUUCUCUUGCAAUAGCAACCUAACUGUGCAUCAAAUGGUUCACACAGGGGAGAACCCAUAUAAAUGCUUGGCGUGUGGAAAGAGUUUCUCUGACAAUAGCUGCCUAACUAGGCAUCGAAGGAUUCACACAGGGGAGAAGCUGUAUAAAUGCCUGGAAUGUGGAAAGGGCUUCUCUCGCAAUAGCAUCCUAACUGCCCAUCAAAAGGUUCACACAAGGGAGAAACCAUAUAAAUGCUUGGAGUGUGGAAAGAGCUUCUCUGAAAAUAGUUGCCUAACUAGGCAUCGAAGGAUUCACACAGGGGAGAAACCAUAUAAAUGCUUGGAGUGUGGAAAGAGCUUUUCUCAGAACGGCCACCUAACAGCCCAUCAAGAGAUUCACACAAGGGAGAAGCCAUACGAAUGCCUGGAGUAUGGAAAGAAGUACUGCCAGAGCCAAAGCCUUACUUUACACCACAAGAUGCACACGGGGAAGAGCCAUACGAUCAACCAAGUUUCCGCACUUUGUCUGAAGAGGAACUCUGUGGGCGCCAUGAAGUUCAAUGGAGAGUCUCCUCUUCCCCCUUUUCCUUGGCCGGAGGGAGACUUUAGCUUUUGCGCCUCUGCAGGAGAGACAUCCCCAGUGUCCUUUGAAGAGGUAGCUGUGUUCUUCACGGAGGAGGAAUGGGAUCUGCUGGAUCCAGGCCAAAGAAAACUCUACUGGGAAGUGAUGGAGGAAAAUUACCAGACGGUGGCCUCCCUUGUUGCAGAUAGAAGGGAGAUGGAAAGUGAGAAAGAACCGGGAAGGGCGAUUGUGGAAAGAGAGGAAGAUCUGCAUGUGGAAGCGAAAUCUGGAGACCAAUUGGUACCAAAGAGGCAAUGCAGAGGGAAAAAGGGAACAAAGCAGAAGCAGAGGAAGUCAUUGGUUACCUGUCAAAGCAGGAAGAUGCAGGAGGCCCCAGAUGAAAUACAGAUAAGAAAGAGAAAACAGAAGCGACUUGUGAUUGAGAAAAGGUUCAACUGCAAAUUCAAUCUGAAAAAAUAUCACAAUGUUACAACAUGCCAAAAGAGAGAUAAAUGCUUGGAGCGUGGAAAGAGCUUUUCUCAGAUGGAAAUGGAAGCAAAGCAGAAGCAGAGGAAGGAAUCGGUUGCCUCUCAGAGCAGGAAGAUUCAGGAGGCCCCAGCCCAAGAUGAAAUGCAGAUGAGAAAGAGAAAGCAGAAUGGUCCCAUGAGUGAUAAAAGGUUCAGCUGUAAAUACAGUCUAAAAAAAUAUCACAAUGUUACACCAUGCCAGAAAAGAUAUAAAUGUUCAGAAUGUGGAAAGAGCUUCUCUAAGAGUGACCACCUAACUACACAUCAAGUGAUUCACACAGGGGAGAAGCCGUAUAAAUGCUUGGAGUGUGGAAAGAGCUUUUCUCAGAAAAGCAAUUUAACUGUGCAUCAGAGGUUUCACACAGGGGAGAAGCCGUAUAAAUGUUUGGAAUGUGGAAAGAGCUUUUCUCAGAGUAGCCACCUAACUACUCAUCAGAAGGUGCACACAGAGGAGAAGCCAUAUAAAUGCUUGGAAUGUGGAAAGAGCUUUUCUCAGAGUAGCCACCUAGCUACUCAUCAGAAGGUGCACACAGAGGAGAAGCCAUAUAAAUGCUUGGAUUGUGGAAAGAGCUUUUCUCACACUAGCAACCUAACUGUGCAUCAAAGGAUUCACACAGGGGAGAAGCCGUAUAAGUGCUUGGAGUGUGGAAAGAGCUUUUCUCAGAAAAGCAAUUUAACUGUGCAUCAGAGGUUUCACACAGGGGAGAAGCCAUAUAACUGCUUGGAUUGUGGAAAGACCUUCUCUUUGAGUACCUCUCUAACUACGCAUCAAAGGAUUCACACAGGGGAGAAGCCGUAUAAGUGCUUGGAGUGUGGAAAGAGAUUUUCUCGAAAUUACCAACUGACUGUGCAUCAAAGGAUUCACACAGGGGAGAAGCCAUAUAAAUGUUUGAAAUGUGGAAUGAGCUUUUUUCGCAAUGGCAGCCUAACUGCACAUGAAAGGAUUCACACAGGGAAGAAACCAUACAAAUGCUUUGAGUGUGGAAAGAGCUUUUCUCAGAGUAGCAACCUAACCGCACAUCAAAGGAUUCACACAGGGGAGAAGCCAUAUAAAUGCUUGGAGUGUGGAAAGAGCUUUUCUCACAAUGGCAACCUAACUGCUCAUCAAAUGAUUCACACAGGGGAGAAGCCAUAUAAGUGCUUAAAGUGUGGAAAGAACUUUUCUCACAAUGACAGCCUAACUAAACAUCAAAGGAUUCACACAGGGGAGAAGCCAUAUAAAUGCUUGGUGUGUGGAAAGAGCUUCUCUUUGAAUCCCAAUCUAACUAUACAUCUGAGGAUUCACACAGGGGAGAGGCCAUAUAAAUGCUUGGAGUGUGGAAAGAGCUUUUCUCACAAUAGCAGCCUAACUGCGCAUCAAAGGAUGCACGGGGGAAGCCAUAUAAAUGCCUGAACUGUGGAAAAACUUCUCUGUGACUGGUUCCCUAAAAACACAUCAAAGGAUUCACAGAGGGGAGAAGCCAUAUAAAUGGAGUGUAGAAAGAACUUCUCUAAUCCUAGCGCUAUAAGCAUCCGUCAAAGGAUUCACUAAGAGAAAAAGUUGUAUGAAUGCUUGAAAAGUUAAAAGAACUGUGUUCAUAGCCGCUGUGUUUCCUUCCACCAAAAGAAGACCAUCUAAUCACACAUCUUUUUUCACAUCAGUCUUGCAGCAUUUUGCUCAUUUAGUCAAAAGGAGUAUGGAUUACCACUUGGAUUUAUUCUUUUUUAUUAUUUGUUUUGUAACAUUUGCCAAUUUUAUUUUUAGGUAGCUUGAUACUUUAGAUUCUCUUACAUGGUUUUAUGUCUAUUGCUUCAAUUUUGCUUGUCUUUUGUGUCUCAGUGUGACAGGAAUAUCAUCCCUGAUUUCAAUGCAGUUGAUGAUGGGUGGGUGAAAGGGGGCCGGGCAUUGCCACCUGGUCUACACCUGAUCCUGGCUGGAUGAAGAGAGGGUGGGCAUUUCUGAGGAAUAUGGAUUUGAAUAAAGGGAUUUCAUAUACCACUUCUGUGCCUUUCAGUAUUAUAUGCACUUUUUCUAUGCUCAGGAGCCAUUGUAGUAUUUGUAAUGCAACCUGCAAAAAUAUGACACUUGGAGAAGAGGACCAAAAAGAUGAAUGUACGUUAAACAUGUUAAAUUCUUUAAGAACUGAGAACUAAACAAUAUACUGCUUGCAACAUGAUGUAGAGAUGCACCUGUAGAGGUGUCACACAAAUGUUAUAUUAUUCUAUAUGAUUCUAAUAGGAUUUAAUUCCAAAGAGCUCUUUGUAAGAACUGGUUGAUGUAGCAAACUAGGUCAGCCAGUUUUAGCAGCGUCUCUCUCAAGGCUGGGAAAGAGAGAAACUGCAGAAGUGGGGGAACGUUCCUUCCCACCCACAGAUCGCAGCCCUCUGAAAGCCCCAGGGUUGCCAAAGAAGAGACUUCAGGGUGCCGUUAAAAGUAACAUUGGCAAAAGGAGGGGGCAGAAGUAGGCCCACGAGAGGAGGUGGGCAAGAGAAAGGGGGAAGAUGUUCUUCCAAAAGGAACAGGCCGAAGGACAGGUAAGGAAAUUGCAAUCUUGCAAUUUCUCCAAUUAGGUGGCUGACCUAAGCUUGCUUCUUCCAGUCAAACUAAUCCUAGACACUUGUGUCAAGACAGGAGGUCCUCUUUCUAUGCCAAUGGGGGACCUCUGCAUUCUGCGAGCCAAUAAGAUAACUAAUAUUAUAAUUAACCUAAAGGUAUCAAUUGCUUUGCACUUCUAUUGUAGCUUUGAUGAGCACUGGGCACGAGGGAACCCUUUACUCCCUGUGUAAAGGGAGCUCAUCCAUUGCUUAAUUAAACAACCUAUUUUGCUUCAAUUCAA